ACGGGGUCACUUUAAAAACUGCCGAAAAUGGGUACAUAAUGCAUGUAGUAAUUUUCUCCUUGAAGCGUGACAUCCUUGUCAUGUUUAAUACGACACGCUGUCUACUUGUGCUCUUCGUUUCGUACAGGAAGCUUUGUGGUUUGGUAAUGUCUAGAACUCAACUCUGUGUAAUAACUUCAUCUUGCGUAUGACGGAAUAUCACCCCAAAACACCCACAAUCGUGUGGAGUUCUGCUCCUUCAUUGCGUUCAACAAAAUCUCGUCUUGUUUUUGAUUAAUCGCAGCACUAAUCAGUGUUGAUUGUAGGUGAUAUUUGUUUUUUGAUAAACCGAACAGAGUCUUUCCGGCCGUACCGACACAAAGGAACGAGCAAUUUCAAUCAUCCCGUUCCAUUUGUAGUGGCUCGCGGCGUUGCAGACGGCCGACAAUGUUUUGCAAUGUCCCUAUCCGUGGCCGAUACGACGACACUAGCUGAAACUGUACCAUCGUCGACGGAGGAAAGAAGCAACAAGGGCGUGAGGCAGCAGCAGCAACCGAUUACCCUAAUUUUGCCCACUAGCGGUAAGCUGUUUUUCGAGAAAAAACAAGAGUUCCAACUUUGCAAACCACAGCUGCUCCCACUGAAGUCGUUCAGCCUGGAGAAGUUGGAAAGAAUGCACCAAGAAGCGCAGCGACAGUUGCAAGAAACUCGUGCCCGAACCGCUGCUUCAAAGACCGGUAACAACUUCUAA
Anopheles funestus (African malaria mosquito) is the source of this 730-nucleotide messenger RNA. RefSeq names its product BBSome-interacting protein 1 (gene BBIP1). Gene Ontology annotation, biological process: cilium assembly; receptor localization to non-motile cilium. The transcript has 2 exons. The coding region runs from base 437 to 730 and encodes 97 amino acids. Gene Ontology annotation, cellular component: BBSome. Lineage: Eukaryota; Metazoa; Arthropoda; Insecta; Diptera; Culicidae. The record is from RefSeq and is a predicted model, not a curated record.